CGGGUGCCGGCCUUCCCUCCCGUGCCCUCAGCAUGGCGGCCAUUGUGGCCCGCGGGGUGGAGGGGCUGGCCGAGCGGGCCCGGGGCCGCCUCCUGCUGCUCCGCGGGGCGGCCGCCACACCCGAUCCUUUUUUAGUGCGGGCCUCUGAAUCUCUAGACGCGCUUAAAGCCCUUUGUACCGAAGAUAAAGAAAAUGCGAAUCCAUCAAAUCUUCUAGAGCUUUACACACAGGCUAUCUUGGACAUGACCUAUUUUGAGGAGAACAAGCUGGUAGAUGAAGAUUUUCCAGGAGACUCUUUGCAGAAAGUAAAGGAGCUAAUCAGCGUUCUUUCAGAACCGGAAAUUCUAGCUAAAGAAAGUAACCUGCAUCCAGAAAAAUACACCCUGCUGGAGGCAGAAGUGCUGGAGUGUCUCUACUGGCGCCGAGGAGCCCUGCUCUACAUGUACUUUUAUUCCGUGACCAAACGGGAGAGGUGGCCGGCAGGGAAGGCCGCUUUCCCGAGAAAGGACCUCAGUGACGGAAUACAUUUCUUGCUCAAGAUGUUUACUUUCCGAUGCCCUAUCCAGCUAAGUGACGGUGUUAAUUUUCAGGAUAUCGACACAGCCAAGUUACUCAGCGAGGGUAUAUACAGUGACACACAUUUACUAGCCAUGAUGUACGUUGGAGAAAUGUGUUACUGGGGCCUGAAGUAUUGUGGACAUGAAAAGGCAGAGCAUAACGAGGAGGCCGCUCCCAGUAACGAUUUAGACUGCAGUGUCCAGAAAGAGAUCGUAGAUUUCCGAGAGAUAGGAGAGAGAAUAUUGAAGAGAUAUGUAUCCGUGUGUGAGGGGUCUCUGCAAGAACAGGGCUGGAAUACGACCAAUGCAAAAAGAAUACUGGACUUCUUCUGGAAUUUUGCUAAUUAGUUUCUUCGGUUAGUCACCAGCGUGCUCUCUCUCUCUCUCUCGAAGUAACAACACUAAAGAGCACAAGAAGUUACACGAUGCAGCACCUUUUUCUUUUAAGUUAACAAAAGAUUUCAACUUCUUUUCUCGUUAAAAAAGAAGCCAACACUUUAUAGCAGCAACAACAGAAAAUCCAGCUGCCCCCCCACUCCCCCCAAUUCUUUACCGUUUACGAUGGCGUCUCCUCUAAAGUAUUUAUUCUACAUUCCCACUGGCAGUGCCUCUCUCCCACCCGCAUCGCCUCUCCCUUCCCGAUUCAAAACUUUGGGAAGAAUCUCUGCUGUCUCUGCUUCUUCCACUCACCCCGUACAAGUAACGACUUACCGAGGGCACUAGAAAUAACUUUUUCAUUCGUGACAUGGCUCCGAUCCCCCCGUUUUCACCUGUUCCCCCCAAAUCCCCCCCCCCCCCCCCAAGACCCCGGUCCGGUGGCCUCCGGAGAAACGUAGCUUCGAUCUGGUUCAUCUUCCAGCCCUCUCCGCUCUAAAAUAUCCCCAUCGCCACAUCUAAAGCCAUUAUCCGGGCUUGCUGUUUUGACUACCACUGGGCUCUCCAGAAGCUCGCCACCAUUCGGGUUGAACACAGGCUUCUGACUUGCCUACAAAGCCUUUCAUCCUACUUAAUCCGCUCGUCUCCCAUUACACCCAAUUUGUGUUUUCCAGUCCAGCCAGACUUGCCUUCCUCUAAUCCCUCCCACGUAAUUUUCUCUCCGUGCUGCCUCCUGACGCCUUAGCUUUUUCGUUUUUAGUACACAGUGGACCGACUGCCCUCUUCUGUCUACCGUUGCGCCUCGGCCUCUCCGUUAAAUGGCACCUCAGAGCCCGGUCUCCGAGGCCUCCCCCUUUUUUUUUCUGAAGCGCUUGUAUUCCUUCAUCGACCGUCUGCUAGUCUUGUCUCCCCUGUAGGACUGGAGGUGAUACCUUUGGAGACGACGCCUGUUUUUCUGUAUUAUGUCAAACACCCAGCCUUGGAUGCCUAAUAAAUACUCGUUUGUUGAUCGUCGUAAGAA
This is a messenger RNA of Ornithorhynchus anatinus (platypus), 1953 nucleotides long. It is a transcript of the gene RIMOC1, whose product is annotated as chromosome 3 C5orf51 homolog. The transcript has 6 exons. Gene Ontology annotation, biological process: mitophagy. The record is from RefSeq and is a predicted model, not a curated record. Lineage: Eukaryota; Metazoa; Chordata; Mammalia; Monotremata; Ornithorhynchidae. The coding region runs from base 33 to 905 and encodes 290 amino acids.